AUGACUAGACGAAAAAAGAAGGAUGAAGAAGAGCAACAAGAAGAUAAAGAUGAAAGUUAUUUAUCCAAGAAUAAUGCAAAUACUACUAUAGAGCAAGAAGUACAGUACCUGAAGAAGCUAUUAGAAACAAAGAAUGAAAUAAUUUUAGAUAAAGAGAGGUAUAUCAAUCAAUUAGUUAAUGAGAACAGACGUUUACAGGAGCAUUAUGAAUUGAUCAUUAGCAGUAUAGUGGAUAAAGAAACCAUAAUCACUUCUUUGGGGAAAAUAAAUGAAAGAGUUGAAAAAAUAGAAGCUACUACCUCAUACACCCGUUGUAAUGAUGUAAUUAAAUCAUAUAGUGGAGCUGUAAAAGAGUCAAAAAAAAGCAAAGAUGAGAAGAUUGUAGAUAAAAUUAAUAAUACACAAAAGUUGAUGAUAAAAAGUACGGACAAAUCAAACUCUAAUGUGUUGGAAGAUUUGAAGAAGAGCAUUGAUCCAGCUAAGUCAAAUAUCUGUGUGAACUCUGUGAGGAGGGUGAAUAAUGGCAUCAUUCUUAGCUGCGAAAAUGAAGCAUCAAUGUCCAAGCUGAUGGCGAGUAUACAGGGAGAACUCGGUGCGAACUUCACUGUCAAUGAAAUCAAGAAAUAUCGCCCACGCAUGGUGAUAAAUAAUGUAGAAUGCGCCUACACAAAAUCUGAGGGAUUAAUCGAGAAGAUCUUGUCCCAGAAUGAAUUUGGUAUUUUCAGUAGUGAUGAUAUAAAAACAGAUGUUCCGAAUCUACUUUAA
Molecule: messenger RNA, 765 nt
Organism: Acanthoscelides obtectus
Lineage: Eukaryota; Metazoa; Arthropoda; Insecta; Coleoptera; Chrysomelidae
Source: the annotation of a GenBank genome assembly